CUCCUCUUCUCCUCGUCCAAGAUGGCGGCCGCCUCGCGGACGGAGCUCGGAGCCGGAGCCUACGCUUCGAUCAGUGAUGAAUGGUGACGCCAGGACCGCAUCGCCGGUCUGCGCCGCCACGGCCGUCAAGAGGCCCCCCUGCGACGACGGCUGCAGCGACGUCGACGAGCGCCAGCCUUCGUCGGCGAGCGGCAGCGGCGGCCCGGCCGCCAACAAGCGGCGCGCGGCGGCGAUCGAGGUGAGCCGCUUCUGGAACGAGCCGACCUCGAGCCCGCGACUGAGCCGUCGGUUCUACGGCGUCGACUGCCAGGUGCUCGCCAAGCGACUCCUGGGCAAGAUCCUCGUACGCCGACUGGCCGACGGCACAGUGCUCAAGUGCCGCGUCGUCGAGACUGAGUGCUACUUGGGCUGCGACGACCAGGCUUCGCACUCGUACAACGGCCGGCGCACCGAGCGCAACGAGCCCAUGUUCAUGGACCCAGGCACGGCGUACGUGUACGUGGCCUACGGCAUGUACCACUGCUUCAACAUCUCCAGCGAGGGCGACGGCGCCGCGGUGUUGCUGCGCAGCGCGGUGCCCCUCCAGGGCGUCGAGCUAAUGCGGCGCCUGCGCGGCGCUCGCCGCAAGGACGCCGGACGCAAGCUCAAGCUGUUCGAACUGUGCAACGGGCCCUCCAAGCUGUGCCUCGCCAUGAACAUCACCAAGGAGACCCUGAACAAAGAGUUUCUGCCCGACAGCCAGGCGCUGUGGCUCGAGAGAGACGGCGAUGGCGACGUGCCGCCCGAGCAGAUCGUCGUCUCUCGCCGUGUCGGCAUCGAAGGAGCGGGCCGCGAGUCGGCGGCCAAGCCGCUGCGCUUCUACCUGAGAGACUGCGACUGCGUCAGUGUCAGGGACAGGGUGGCGGAGACACGGGCAGCAGCACAGCAGCAGCAGCAGCAGCAGGUCGUCGCGGCGCUACAGCCGCCCGUGCCCUAGCUGGCGCACUUUUA
Molecule: messenger RNA, 990 nt
Organism: Rhipicephalus sanguineus (brown dog tick)
Lineage: Eukaryota; Metazoa; Arthropoda; Arachnida; Ixodida; Ixodidae
Biological process (GO): base-excision repair
Molecular function (GO): alkylbase DNA N-glycosylase activity; DNA binding
Source: RefSeq, a predicted model, not a curated record